GAGUUGUGAAAGCUUCAGAGUUCAGGAGUACUUCAAAAAUGUCGAGUUCGUUGGUUUCGCCGAAGAAGCGCGUCAAAUCCGAAGUGGAUGUGGAUGAUGAUUGUUGCGGGAUUUGCUACGCCGAGCGUGGGUUUUCGAUCGCGGGGGAAAUUGAUUGCUGCAACCACUACUUUUGCUUCGUUUGCAUCAUGGAAUGGGCUAAGCACGAGUCUCGGUGCCCAAUCUGUCGCCAGAGAUUCUCCAACGUUCGCAGGCUCCCUAUGCAUGGCGUCUUUUCUUCCUCUCGGGACGUUAAGGUUCCUCUUCGUGACCAGGUUUAUCAUCCUCAUGGAAAUAUGACAACUGGUCCUUCUGAUUCUUAUGCUGAAGUCAAAUGUAGUAUCUGCCAUGUUGGGACAGAUGAAAAUCUUCUUCUACUUUGUGAUCUUUGUGAUACUGCUUCACAUACAUAUUGCGCUGGUUUGGGCUUUACUAUUCCUGAAGGUGAUUGGUUUUGUCAUGAUUGUGCUAUUUCCCGGGAGACAUAUGCUAAUCAAGAAUCAGACAAACAAAACGUUGUGCCAACAGCUGAGCCAAGUGCGACCAUCUCUGAUAUUGUGAGAGUACCAAGCAGCCAGGUGGUUAGAAGACAAAGUGCAUCUCCUUUACAACAAAACCAGUCAUCUCCUGUUAUUCCUUUACCUGAUAGGGUGAGUAGAUUCAAAGGUAAAAAACCUGUGUCAGAUUUCCAACGUGUGCAGCGUAACGUACAAGCAUUUCGUGAAAAUUGGAAUUCUUUGAGAAGUGGUUCAUUACGGUUCCAUAGCAAUUCAGUUCAAUCUGGUGGCACAAAUAGUCAAAAACAAGAUUCUAGUUCCUCAUCACUUGGCAAAUUAGAUGAUUCACAUUCUAUGGCUUCAACAGGCCUUCAACAAUCCACUGUCCAAGGGGGUCCUUCUAGCAAUAUGUUGAAUGAGAGAGGCUUGAAAGAUAUUGACAAGGCUUGGAAAAUGAUGGACCGGGCAAAGACAAUGCAACAGACUCAUCAAAGAACUAGCAGCAUUCCACAGGCAGUGGAUAAUCCUUCAUGCAGUGGAGGAGCUAGAAAAGUACCGUUUGCACAUUGUAAUUACCCAGAAUUGAAAAAUCAACAGUCCAGAACAUUAAUCUUAAGGUACACUAGAAUGGAGAAGCAAUGUAAUUCUAGUCUCAGCAGGAAUUUGGAAAAUCACUGGUCUCCGAAGUUGGGAGAGAAAAAGCAAAGCAGGGUUCCAUGUGAGGAAGAGAUGAUACAGCAUGUGAGGGACCACACCACUCAUUCAGAAGGUUACUGUGAACGUCCACUGCUCAGAAAGGUUCAUGCUGGGAUCCAGGGUUUUCCCUGUCGUGAAGAUGGAGAGAGAAAUGUUGCCAAGGAACAAAGCCGGUCGGCUUGCUUAGUAACUUCAGUAGGUUCAGCUCCCUCUCAUGGCAAGUUUGGUAGUGUGUUAACCUCUAAUGGGGAUAUGGAUAUUAUAAAUGAAAAAAAUAGGUUGGCUAAAAGCUUUGGGGAUGGGAACCCAAGCAAAAUUGAAGAUGCAAAAACCGAGAUCCAGUCUCUUGUUAAACUGAAUCUGAAGUUCUUAACUAGAGAUAAACAAUUAGCUGUUCGCGAUGCAGGUGUCAAUACCUUCAAGGCAGUUGCAAGGCAGGCUACCCAUACCAUCUUAGCUGCUUGCAGUUCGGAGCAGCCCUCAAGCUCGGUAUGCAGCCAUACUGACCAUACUCAGUUUCCGAAAUCUACCUUAAUGCCUAAUUGUUGCCGACAAUGCUUUCAUGCUUUUGUAAACAAUGUUGUCAAUUCCAUCGUGUUGGAGAAAGUGGGUUGUGCUUAAUCUAUGUUAUGCUUUCUUUCUUUUUGGUUACGAAGGAAGGCACUAGCCCAGCAAAACAAAAAAAUUACUCAGAACAUAAAACAUCUACUUCUCCCCUGUUGUUGUACAACAGCACCUCUAUAGAAUAAAAAUUUGGGUUACUCAUUAUCUUAGACAAUCACAUUGUAAAUUUUUUGUUAGAGGUAAAAGAUGGCAAUGUAACUUUUUAUUGUAUUAUAUUGAAAAUUAGAUUAUCGUU
Messenger RNA from Gastrolobium bilobum, 2091 nucleotides. RefSeq lists its product as uncharacterized. The record is from RefSeq and is a predicted model, not a curated record. Bases 39 to 1853 code for a protein of 604 amino acids. The transcript has 3 exons. Lineage: Eukaryota; Viridiplantae; Streptophyta; Magnoliopsida; Fabales; Fabaceae.